Petromyzon marinus (sea lamprey) is the source of this 1362-nucleotide messenger RNA. The record is from RefSeq and is a predicted model, not a curated record. Lineage: Eukaryota; Metazoa; Chordata; Hyperoartia; Petromyzontiformes; Petromyzontidae.
AUGGACGGUGCCAUUUACCUGGGGAUAGCACGUGGGCAACAACACGUGGAAGGGCAACACAUGGAAAACACGUGGAAGAUAACACAUGAGACUCACAGAGACUCACAGCCCUGGCUCCCAGCGACUCACAGUCAGAGACUCACAGAGACUCACAGUCAGAGACUCACAGCCCUGGCUCCCAGCGACUCAGUCAGAGACUCGCAGAGACUCACAGUCAGAGACUCACAGAGACUCACAGCCCUGGCUCCCAGCGACUCAGUCAGAGACUCAGAGACUCACAGCCCUGGCUCCCAGCGACUCACAGUCAGAGACUCACAGAGACUCACAGUCAGAGACUCACAGCCCUGGCUCCCAGCGACUCAGUCAGAUACUCACAGAGACUCACAGUCAGAGACUCACAGCCCUGGCUCCCAGCGACUCAGAGACUCACAGAGACUCACAGAGACUCGCAGUCAGAGACUCACAGAGACUCACAGUCAGAGACUCACAGCCCUGGCUCCCAACGACCCACAGCCAGAGACUCGCAGAGACUCACAGUCAGAGACUCACAGCCCUGGCUCCCAGCGACUCAGUCAGAGACUCACAGAGACUCACAGCCCUGGCUCCCAGCGACUCAGUCAGAGACUCACAGAGACUCACAGCCCUGGCUCCCAGCGACUCACAGUCAGAGACUCACAGAGACUCACAGUCAGAGACUCACAGCCCUGGCUCCCAGCGACUCAGUCAGAUACUCACAGAGACUCACAGUCAGAGACUCACAGCCCUGGCUCCCAGCAACUCAGAGACUCACAGAGACUCACAGAGACUCGCAGUCAGAGACUCACAGAGACUCACAGUCAGAGACUCACAGCCCUGGCUCCCAACGACCCACAGCCAGAGACUCGCAGAGACUCACAGUCAGAGACUCACAGAGACUCACAGCCCUGGCUCCCAGCGACUCAGAGACUCACAGAGACUCACAGCCCUGGCUCCCAGCGACUCAGUCAGAGACUCACAGAGACUCACAGCCCUGGCUCCCAACGACUCACAGUCAGAGACUCGCUCACGGGGCAUGGCAGAGCGAUGGUUUAGCGACAAUGAAGCGAGUGGAGUGAGGAGGGCCAGACACACAGUCCGCUGCCUUGUGACCGUGGUGUUUAUGAUGAUAGUAACGACGACGAUGAUGAUGAUGACGAUAAUCGCGAUGACUGUGACGAGGGUGACGACAGCAGAUGACGACGACAGCAGAUGACGACGACGAUGGUGCUGAUGGUGUUGGUGAUGGUAACGUUGAUUAUGAUGAUGACGACAAUAAUAGCGAUUAAUGUAUGUUGAACUUCAUUUGCACUGUACGUCGCCAACCGUGGCAGACAGAGGUGCAGU